Hyposmocoma kahamanoa is the source of this 916-nucleotide messenger RNA. Its product is annotated as protein LIFEGUARD 4-like. Gene Ontology annotation, cellular component: membrane. Lineage: Eukaryota; Metazoa; Arthropoda; Insecta; Lepidoptera; Cosmopterigidae. The coding region runs from base 174 to 899 and encodes 241 amino acids. The transcript has 6 exons. The record is from RefSeq and is a predicted model, not a curated record.
AUCCAGUGAACGAAGUGAACUCGGCUGGACCAUAUCCAAAUUACCCACAGUAUCCAGCAUACUCUGUCGCACCUCCUGGGUACCCAGUGUACGGGCCGCAAACCCGCAUUAGGCGAGAUAACAACACACAGACCAAUUUAUUCCGAGAUCCAUAUACACGCAGAGCGUUCAUUAUGAAAGUGUAUUUACUUCUGGUGGUACAAUUACUGGCGGAGGCAGGAAUUAUCUGGACGAUAAUUAACGUUGAUGAAGUAGUCGAUUUUUUAUCAGACAAAAAGAAUGAAUGGCUUUUCUACGUAGCCGUUGCAACCCCAUUCGGUACUUACAUUGCGCUGACCUACUGCUGUGUGUCGUUGCGACGCAAAGUGCCAUACAACUACAUAUUUCUCUUUAUUUGGACGCUGCCCUUUGGUUUCACGUAUGGAUACUUCUCAGCCUACAAAGAAAUCGACCCCACAAUGUUCACGGCAAUGAUGAUAACAGCUGAUGCAUGCCUAGGAGUAACGCUGGUUAUCUUCGUGCCCAAGUGCCAAUUCAAGGCGCUAACCGGUUUAUUUAGUGUUUUCGGCACCUUUUGCACGGUAUAUGCUUUGGUUUAUUCCCAUUUUCCAUUUGACCACGAAAUCUUUCCCUGGGUCGUAGCUUUCUAUUUGCCGCCAUGCUUAGUCCUGGACACAAUACUCCUGAUGGAUGGUCGUAAACAAUACAAAUACAUUAUAUCACCCGAGGAAUACGUCUUCGCCGCAUCAUGCUUGUUUGUGGACAUAAUAGGCUGUUACAUUCUUACGUGGGGUCUGAUCCAGCUAGGGCGAGGACGACGGCGACGCCGAGGGAUAAUAAUAAAUGUACAAGGUUUUUUCUACUGGACUUGCCUCGAGAACAGAAGCACGCUUAUUUAAAUAUUCCGUUAAGUCGC